Messenger RNA from Candidula unifasciata, 733 nucleotides. NCBI's taxonomy places the organism in Eukaryota, Metazoa, Mollusca, Gastropoda, Stylommatophora, Geomitridae. The record is from the annotation of a GenBank genome assembly.
AUUUUGUGGAAGCUGCCAAAGGUAUAUUUCAAAAUGAGCUUGCAGCAUUACGAAGAAGUUUGUCCCCAAAACCAUUACGUGAAAAUGUGCAGCAGAGCAAUAGUAGACCAUUGGAAGAAUAUACAAGCAUCAUCAGUGAGAGAGACCAGCUGAGAGCUGAGGUAGCUGCUCUGAAAGAGGAACUGAGGAAUCGUAAUCAGUCUAGCAAGAAUGUGGAAGAGCAGCUUUUGUUUGUCAGGAAGCAUGCUCAGGCAUCCAUAGAAGAGGUGAGGUCGCUGAAGAGUAAGCUUCAUUUGUCAGAGCAGGCUCAGACUAAAGCGCAGCAGACAGAACGAGAUUAUGAGGAGGUUGUAGCCAUGUUGGAGAAUGAAGUGUCUCAGCUUCGCUUACAGCUGUCUAAAUCGGAGGGUGUUCACAUGCACAAAAGACUGGCUGUGCUUGUCUGCCAGUUGAAGAAAGCAGAGUCUGGGAAGAAGACGUACGAAGUUGCAACAGAGAAGUUGAUCAGAUACGUUGAGCACUCACAGGAAGUCUUGGCUUCAUUGGCCAGUUCUUCAAGAACUACAGGGUCCGAUGGUGUGACCUCCAAGAUAAACAAGAAAAGAGCUUUACAUCAGUUGUCAACCGAAGGUGCAGAUGUCAUUAAGACAGUCAGGUCACUAAUGGAAACAGUCUCAUUGCCUUUUGGGUGGGAAGAAGCAUAUACAACUGAUGGAGUCAAGUAUUACAUCAA